UUGGUCGGCUCCAUCCAAGUCCUUUCCAUGUUGAUGGAUAAAUUGAAGUCCACUGCAACCCAAGUUUUACCAGUUGGGAGUAUGUAGAGCCAGUGAGCGUUAAAAGCUACAAUACUGUACUCUCAACCUCUAAUGCCUCAAAAUUAUUUGUCAUCAGGCUAGAAAAUGUCUUUCAGCUCUUAGUUCUGUGCUGACACCGGAGACACGUUUCUAUAAGACUCAGUACAGCUAAUAGUUUAUCUAUUUUAAAAUGUGUCUUUUUUUAUGGUCUCUCUUUGCUGCUUCUGAAAUAGCUUCUGCCUUUAGUCGGGAUUACUACAAAAAAUGUUUCUGUCAACUUUCUGCAUCAUCAUGAAGCUUUUCUAAAGUCUGUUAGUGAAAAAAACCUCCAGGUAAAAGCUAACAAAGUGUUUCCCGACAAAGUGUGAGCAUUAAACGCAUCGAACGUGUUCCUCUCCUCAGGGACGUGAAUGAAGUAGGUCGUGCUGUUUCAGGAAAUGAGGACUCUCGGGCCAAGUUGCUCCUCCGUACGUCUCAGUCCAGGAAGGACAUUAUAAUUUUCUCCCUGAGCAGCUGUUAAGCCUUUGACCUAUGACACUCGUGGGAGUAAUCAGACUUUAAUUACAUCUUCUUACUCACUUGAAGACAAUCUGUGUAGUAAUAUGGCUUCUCCUAGUAAAUGGGCUAGCACUACCUCCCAGACUGGACUCCGUUAGUUUCAUAGACUGAGCUUAACCGGAGUAGCCUUUAACUCGACUCAUAUUCAUCAUUUAGCCCUAAAAACAAGGCCUGAUAAGGCAGGCUCACGCUGUUACCCAUCUUAGGUCAGACAGAAUGCAAAACAACUGUGAAAAGUUUUCUCUCUGCAAUCAUCAUCAUUAUUAUUCCAAGUGAGAGGUAUGCACCACAGAGCUGGCUCUGUCGAGCGACUCUGGCUCACACAGUUUGGCAUUCCAAGCUAAAAGCAAACCAAACUGAUAUUGCCCUCAAUACUGUCUUCAUAUUUUCUCCAUAUUUGGAAAUGUUUACCUCCUCAUGAUGGUUGACAGAGGCUGGAAGAGGGGAUGUGAGUCAUUUCAGCUGCACAAGGCUUUCAAGGGGUGAGAGGAGUCCUCCAAGUGACUAGCAUUUAGUCAAGCUAGCAGGUCUGUGUGCUUCAGUGAUCUGAAGGGAAAACCGUGUGUGAUCCUGUAGUUGCGACUAUCGCUAGUGUCAAAGUUUGGAACAAUGUGGAACCAAGGAAGUGACCAGACAGGACAAAUAGCUGCCAGGAGGGAGACCACUCCGUCUCUGGGAAGUGCCAGCAUCUCCAUCUCUCAGCAUCAGACACCCAAGAAAUUUGCCCCCGUGGUGGCACCCAAACCCAAGUUUAACCCUUUCAAACCGGGAGGAGAAGCUGACCCUGCAGUGGACUACCCCCCUCCUCCGCCACCUGCUGAGGAGUCAACUGGUUUCCCAUCACUGCCUCCUUCCUUCCCGCCACCGCCGCUGGACAACUACGAUUAUCAGAUGAAGGGACCUGAGAAGACCCUGGAAGAGAGGCGCUCCAGUCUGGAUGCAGAGAUCGACUCCCUCACCAGCAUCUUGGCCGACCUGGAGAGCAGCUCGCCCUACAAGCCACGAACUCCACAGAAUGCUGUGUCAUUGGUAGGCCCCGCUCCCAACACUCCAGUGACUGGCUACAAGCGUAUGGUCAUUCCAACUCAGCCGCCUCUGACUGCCACAAAGAAGUCUACACCCAAACCUCAAGCCCCAGGGGUGGUCCCAUCUGUCCCACCUGCCUCUGUCAGCCCAGUAGCCAAGCCUCAAGGCUACAUGACUCCCCAGCCCGUUCCAGCUUCUUAUACCACAGCAUCCACCCCAAGCCAACCCACCUUUAACGUCCAGGUGAGGCCGGCCCAGGCCGGUCCCCAACACCAAGCCCUGGUUGGCCACCAUUAUGGUCAGCAGCCAAUUCGCAGCCCUGGACAGGUGCAGUACAUGCCUGCCCAGCCCAAGGGUCCUGACUUUGCUUAUGGACCGCCACAGCCUGGCUUUGCCCCAAUGACGCAUCAAGAACAUCACCAUCUAGGACCUCACGUAGGUGGCAUAAGCUCUAGGAGACCUGAUCCAGUUCCAGCCCAAACUUACCAGCCUCCAGGACCCAAGAAAACCUACAUUACAGAUGUGCCACCAAGCCUGGCUCCAUACACCUCUGGAUCAACUGUUCCACCAAAGGCGAGCACUCCUGUGGCUCAUCCAGAAGACGAGCUAGAACGCCUAACGAAGAAGAUGCUGUUUGACAUGGACAACCCUCCAUCUGAGGACUAUUUUGGACGCUGCUCCAGCUGUGGUGAGAACGUGGUGGGUGAAGGUACCGGCUGCACCGCCAUGGACCAGGUCUUCCACGUCGACUGCUUUGUCUGCAUGACCUGCAGCACCAAGCUACGUGGCAAGCCCUUCUAUGCAAUGGAAAAAAAGGCGUACUGCGAGCCUUGUUACAUCAACACCCUGGAGACCUGCAACGUCUGCAGUAAGCCCAUCAUGGAACGCAUCCUGCGGGCAACAGGAAAGGCUUAUCACCCUCACUGCUUCACCUGCGUGGUGUGCCACCGCAGCCUGGAUGGAAUCCCCUUCACCGUGGACGCCUCCAACCACAUCCACUGCAUCGAGGACUUUCACAAGAAGUUCGCUCCACGCUGCUGUGUGUGCUCUGAGCCCAUAAUGCCAGCACCAGGCCAGGAGGAGACCGUUCGUAUCGUGGCCCUGGACCGUGACUUCCACGUGCAGUGUUACCGCUGCGAGGACUGCAGCUCUCUGCUCUCAGAGGGAGAAAACCAGGGCUGUUACCCACUCGAUGGACACGUCCUCUGCAAAAACUGUAACGCCAGCCGUAUCCAAGCGCUGACUGCCAAUGCCACCACUGAUCUCUGAGCUGCCCACCGCCCAGUCACCUCCACUGUGAUAACUCAGCACGCACUCUUUCUUUCAUCUUUAUUUUUCUUUCUCCUGCAAACACACCCAUCCACAGAAACAUGCAUAGACUGAAUAUCCCUCAGUAUUUAUGUUCACUAUAAAUUAUUAGAAAUGGCUCCAUGUUCUCACCUGCAUACAUGUAACCCAAUGAAUCGGUACAUUAGAGGCUUGUUAAGAAAAGUUCAUAUAUUUCAUAUCCACAUUUUCGUUAGAACACAUACAUGAUGGACAGAAAAUCUGUCGCUUUCACAUCUGUAGGUAGGAAAUGUAGCUACAGCUAGAAGCUAAUUAGCUUAGCAUAUAAAGAUGGGAAGAAAGGAGGUACAGCUGAAGAGAGACUGAGGUGGACUGCUGCUUAAAUUAAUCACCAAUCCAUCAGGCCAUAGCAUAAAAAUAAUCACUCGUGCUUCACAGGUAAUCAAAAACAUCUAUGCAUUGACCUGACAGACUGUCCUGAUCUAAAACUCAGUCCUCCGCCACCCAGCAGGUCCGGUCAUGGGUGGAUGGGUUUAGAAACCAGGAGCUUUCAGUACAACAGAUCUGCAGGACUAAACUCCAGCAAAGUCCAACUCAAACUUCCACUUUUCCAGGUUUUGUUUUUAUUAAAUGUUAUUUAUGUUAAACCAGUUGGGACCACAGGAUGUAGAAACAACAAUUUCACUACAGAACUAAAACGUGAUGGGUACCCUUUAGUAGCCUUAAUAUUUUGGACAUUUUGAAAUGUGGCUCUGUGUUUCUAGCCCAAAGUAUUGCUGCUGUCUUAAAAAGCUCUGAUUUCCCCAUUUUUAUAGCAGUUUCUGCUGUUUUAUUUAAACGUUUACAUCACCAUCAGUAUCACAUCAUGUAGUUAUCUGAACACAGUUACGGUUUAACUCCUGUUGGACGUGAGUGAAAUCUCACAGCUAGCGGUUUUCUCUGUGUUUCAUGUGGGCAAAUAAUCAGAUUUUAUGUAAAUAACUCAUUUUAAAUGAACUGCGGUGUAAAUGUUUAUAAACAUUUACUCAUGAAUGGCUGAAUUCCAGGAUGGCAAUAAUCCACAUUGGCCUUGGCUGACUUCAGACUGGCUGUUAGCUUAUCAAUCUUGUCUCAAACCAUUUCUCCAAACAGAAGCUGUUCAGAAGUUUCGUACAAGGGGUUUUGUUAUAACUUUAUAAUAGAAACUCACUUCAAAGUAACUAAAAUAUCUUCCUAAUCUUCUCUAAAUUUCAAAGUAAAACAUCUUUUAUUUUUAUGUUUCUCAGAUUAUUUUCCAAGCGGUCCAAACUGUACAAUCAAAAUAUUCCAUUCACAUAACGUAACCUUAAACAAUAUGAUUUAGCAUUCUGUCACACCACUGGAAGCCAGAGUGGAGGACUUUCACACACCUAUGCAAUGUUCAGCAUUAAGUGCAUCGACACUUUAUACUAAAUGUUAUGAAUAAGGAAAUAUUUUAUCUGUACGUGCACAAGUGUCCUUAUAGCGACCCUUUAAUCGAACCAGAUGUUGGUACCGUGUGUGUCCGUGUGCUGUCUGUCAGUUUUUACAUUCAUGUUUGAGGUGUAGGGUUCGACGUUGACGGGAGAGGAAGGGACCAUGACAGUUUGACCUGAAAACACUUUGAUGUGUUUUGUUUUUUGAGGAUUUACGAACCAUCAGAUUCUCACUUGAACCCAACGGUUCAGCCAGGUCAGUAGUGAGUUAGAGGAACCCUGAGAAUUUCACCAACGCUUAAUAUUUCUCACCUGGCAAAGACUCGGAAACAAAAAAUUUAAAUUAAAUGGAAAAAACAAAAGACUAAAUGAGACCAAAAGAUUACUGAUGAGUGGAAUAAUAACGGUUUGUAAAGUCGGAGAGCAACUACACAUCCACAGUAAACCGGCAGAACUAAUCUAUGAGACACGAUGACGUAAAACCAAAAUGAACACACAACCACAGCUGCUGUUUUCUGACUUUCACACAUUUUUUUCUCCAUAUUUUAAAACUUUCCUCAUGAUCCAUCUUUAAAAGUUAGAGGCAUUGAAAUAAACCUGCAGGAAUAGUGCAUGGAAAAUGACGAAUGACCAUUUCAUCCCAAAGCGAUGAGAAACACUGAGUCAUAACAUUUACCAUCAAACCCCACAGGGUUCCUUAAAGAGCAAGUCACCCCCUAAAAAAAACUUUUUUUGCUGAUAAACUAAAUAAACGAGUGUCUAAUCGUGCUGCAGACACGUGUCGUCAAUAAUUUGGCACUUCAGUGCAUCUUAGUUCAAAUUUAAAUAUUCUGCCUAAAACUGGCAGUGUUCGGGUUAGGGUUAGAUAUUUUAAUUUAAAUCUGCCAACGCUGUUGGCUAAGAAGUAUGCUAUGAUGUAAACUGGUUCAUUAUGAUGUCACAAUGCUGUCGUGAGCCUGAGUGUGUGUGUAUUUGUUAGCAGCUCCGCCCUCUCGGUCUGCCAGGCAACAGCAUUUUUCAAACAUGAAGUGGGAGUGGAGUUAGACUCUGGUAGGAGGUGACUUGCUCUUUAAAGUAACAAUCUGUAACAAUAAUCUGUUAAUCUGGGUAAUAGUCUGAACCGGGAGGGAUUAGGCCGAUUCAGAUACACAAGCUUUAUUAGUUUGUCCGUCUGGAUUAUUCUGUUAUGAACCAAGUUAGAAACCUUUAUAUGUUUGUGUCUCUUUAUUGUUUCUUUCAAACACUCGAUGUUUUAAAGCCAUAAGAUCCUUAAAAAUCUAAACUUUGUUUUUGCUUGCAACAAAUCAGGAUGUGAUCAGAUUAUCUCACACAGUUUUGUUUCUAUGGAAACACUUUGUAAAAUCCUGCUCUGUAACCCCGGGUUUCCACGGGAGCCGUCAGCAGCACGUUACUGCAGCAGCACGUCUUGCUCGCGUAAGCUGCUGCUCGGCCCUUCCCACGAGACGCCAAGCAGCAGGGGAGCAGCUGUCACCGACCGAGCACGAAGUCACACGAGUGACUUCGUCAGUAAACACAACAACAAGCAGGAGAAAACUACAACAUGGUUUGUGUUUUAUGUUCUGUCCGUUUUAUAAUCGCCAAUACGGACCUGAAAAACAAAGGAGACCGCUAGCUAGCUGAUAACUUCUCACGGGGAUGCACAGUUAGUAACUUGUUUUAAAAGUAAAGCAACCAGAAAGCAGUACGUUCUUUAUUCUGAAAAUCUCGGUAGCUUCUCUCCAUUUCCGCGUCCGAUUUCCUGUCUUUCCUUCCCCAAAAAUGUCGAACUUGACCCGUUUCAGAGGCGUCGCGCGUAGAAAAUAGAACCGGCGCGUAAAGGCCGCGACAUGCUGCUCCUGAGACGCGGCCGACUCGCGCCGCUGACGGCUCCGAUGGAAAGCCGGGGUGAGUCUCUCUCAGCUGAUUAUUGGCGCAUGUUUAUUUUUGUCUGUCGACGGUCUGUUUUUGAGAUGGAGAAAAGGAGGAGUCAGAGAUUCCCUCUCAGGCCUCCCGUCGGAAGGCAGCUGGUAACCGACCUAAACCUCACUAACUACCGCUUUACCAUCAGCGUGGAACCCUAACCCUCUGUUUAAUCACGUCAAACAUUCUUUAUUUAAAUCAGCUGUGGGAAUUUGAGGAUGGAGACAAAAAUAAACGAUUAAACACAUUAAGUCACUUUUAUUUUCUUAAAUAUGUUGGAAAAAACACAACUUUCAUAAAAAGUUACUGACUUUUUGUUGGGUUUUUAAUUUGAAGUCAGAAAUUUAAGAAGUUGUCCAGGAAGAAGAACUUGUGCAGGUUUUAAAAGGCUAACUGUGUGUUUAUUUGUUUUAGUAGCAGGAUUUUCAGCAGUGUGCUGUUACACACACACACACACACAAACACACCCUGCUCGGGGCGGCUCUGGUCGGGUCACUUUCUGUGACUUCAGACUGAGCGAUCUCUCUAGACGCCGAUCCAUGUGAUGUUUUAAUGUGUUUAUGUUUAUUAAAGUGCCUUCAGCCGAGCAGAACGGUGUCCCGUUAACGUUCCUGUGUUUGUUGGAAGUUGAUUUAAUCUUGUUGUUGUUUUUUUAACCACAGUAAAUAAAGUCUCUCUGUUGUCGGGACCGCCUCUGAGCCCAUCCGCGUGAAACCUCCUGCAGGUGGGGCAGAGAGAGACACUCCUCCAGCUGGUUUCUGUUCAGAACUUGAUGGAGCUUCAUGUACUUUCAUUUUCUUCAAUAAAAGCUUCUGCAACUGCA
Messenger RNA from Nothobranchius furzeri (turquoise killifish), 7107 nucleotides. RefSeq names its product LIM domain containing preferred translocation partner in lipoma (gene lpp). Gene Ontology annotation, biological process: cell-cell adhesion. Gene Ontology annotation, cellular component: stress fiber; focal adhesion. Lineage: Eukaryota; Metazoa; Chordata; Actinopteri; Cyprinodontiformes; Nothobranchiidae. The record is from RefSeq and is a predicted model, not a curated record.